Caenorhabditis elegans is the source of this 2206-nucleotide messenger RNA. It is a transcript of the gene suro-1, whose product is annotated as Putative carboxypeptidase suro-1. Gene Ontology annotation, cellular component: cytoplasmic vesicle; extracellular region. Gene Ontology annotation, biological process: proteolysis. The transcript is spliced from 10 exons. Gene Ontology annotation, molecular function: metallocarboxypeptidase activity; zinc ion binding. Bases 39 to 2033 code for a protein of 664 amino acids. The record is from RefSeq and is marked reviewed. NCBI's taxonomy places the organism in Eukaryota, Metazoa, Nematoda, Chromadorea, Rhabditida, Rhabditidae.
AUUCUUGACAGGUGGAUGAACUCGUAGAAGUCCAUUAAAUGCGAUACCUGUGCAAGUCAAUCCUUCUAGCUGUGCACACGAUACUGCUCGUGGGCUCUGUUUGUUGCUCCACAGAUGUGCACAAUACAGAUGAUAAAUAUGCACUGAUUCAUGUCAGUGCUCAUGAUGAACAAUCAUUACAUCUUAUCAAGCAACUUCAAUUAAAUGAUUUUAAAUAUGAUCUCGAUUUCUGGAAAUCUCCAUCAUCAAUCUCUGACAAAGCUGAUAUAAUGGUAAAAAGAGGAAAAUCCGAACGAAUGCUUCGACAGAUUUUAUCAUUUGCAAAUGUUACAGUAUCAAUGUCUGUUCCUGAUGUUGAAAAAUUAAUUAUGAGAAAUGAGGGAACAACGUCGAAAUCCCAUCUCGGAUUUGGAUCUCUCUCAAAAUGGCUUCAUGAUGAUCCAAUUCUUGACAGUGAACCUGACCUUGAUUUGACUAAAGUUGGAGCACUAAAAAAAGCAAAGUACCCAUUUGGAGAUUACGCAUCUUAUGCAGAUAUGGUCAAAUAUAUGAGAACCAUUGAGUUUUAUUACCCAAGAAUUGCAAAAAUUGUACGAAUCGGGGCAACUCACGAAGGAAAACCAAUUGAAGGACUCAAGAUUGGGGCACGAUCAUCUCAUAAGAAAAGAGCAGUUUGGGUUGAUGGAAAUAUUCAUGCAAGAGAAUGGGCUAGUAGUCAUACUGCUCUUUAUUUUAUUAAUCAGCUUGUUUCUGAAUAUGGAAAAGAUGCUCAGAUUACAAACUACGUGGAUACACUCGACUUUUACAUUGUACCAUGUCUAAACCCUGAUGGAUACGAAUACACUCGCACUUCUCCGAUUCCAACUGUCCGUCUCUGGAGAAAAAAUCGUUCCCCAGAAUUGUGCCGCCCAUCAUUGUGGGGCGGAGAAAAGUGUUGCCGUGGAGUUGAUUUGAAUCGAAAUUUCCGAUUCCAUUGGGCUGAACGGGGAUCUUCAUACGAGCCAUGCUCCAAUAUCUAUCACGGAGAAGAAGUAUUCAGUGAGCCUGAAACAAGAGCUGUUCGAAACUUUUUGGCGACUCCGGAAAUGAAAGAUCGAGUUGAUGCAUUUGUUACACUUCAUUCAUAUGCACAAUUAUGGAUAUAUCCAUAUAGUCACGAAGAACAAAAUUAUCCAGAAGAUAUUGGAGAAUUGAGAAAAACUGCAAGAAAGGCAAUUAAUAGAUUAUCUCGUGUUUAUGGUACAAAUUAUAGAAUGGGAACUGGAGCGGACACGCUAUCACCUGCUGCUGGAGGAUCCGAUGACUGGGCAAAAUCUGCAUUGAACGUGAAAUAUGUCUACUUGAUUGAACUUCGCCCCCAAAUGGAAUUAUCAAAUGGAUUCAUUCUUCACAAGAAAGAGCUUAUUCCAACUGCUGUUGAGACUUUCGAAGGAUUCAGAGAAGUCGUUGACGCAGUUCUUACACUCAACAAUUCAACGUCAUCAAUUGGAUUAUCUUCCGGAUCGAAUACUUCAAGAAAAACAAUAUCCGAUUUGCAAAUGAGAAAACAACAAUAUCGUAUGAGACUGUUGGCAUCUCAAGCAGCUGGAAGUACUACAAGAAGUACUACAACACUCAAAACUUCCACUACAUCUGUAUCGACAACGAGUGAAGCUACAUCACCAUCCAAGACAAGUCGUCACUUUGAUCGUUUCACAGCUGACCUGAAUUCAUCGACUCGUGCUCGUCCAACUCCUCCAAUGGCUCCGCCAAUAAUGUCACCAUCGACGGAAUUUUCAACUACAACAACUGAAGAAGAAGAUGUGACAGGGGUAAUUCGAUCAUCUUCAAUAGCUUCGAGAGCAACUACAUAUGGAUUCUUCACUGCUACAAAACCAUCAGCAUUUCUGGAUCCCGAAUGCAGAGAUAUGAGAUAUUCGUGUGGAUUUUGGCUGAAAAACAACAAACAAGUGUGUGAGGAGCAACAAUCAUUUAUGCGUGCUCAAUGUGCAUAUACCUGUAAAUUCUGCACGUCGUUCAUCAAACGUCACUGAAAAAUCAAAUUUUUAUUUAUUUAUUUUCAUGUAUUAUCAACCAUUUGUUCUGACUGGCUUCUGAUCUCUAAAUGUUUCGCUUGAAAUUCCACUUCUGUAAAGGUUUUUUCCUAAGUUAUUAUCUUGUUAGUGACCUUCUAGUUUUUUCAAAAUAAAAAUUAUAAAAUGAGAAA